Molecule: messenger RNA, 748 nt
Organism: Pectinophora gossypiella (pink bollworm)
Lineage: Eukaryota; Metazoa; Arthropoda; Insecta; Lepidoptera; Gelechiidae
Gene: Osi3
Exons: 4
Coding region: 92-748 (218 amino acids)
Source: RefSeq, a predicted model, not a curated record
GCAGUGGUUGUCAACUCGUGCACCAAAACGAAAGUGCCAAAGUGCCAGUGUUGUGUGGGACCGUAUAGAACAAAAAAAAACAAAUUCAAAAAUGAAGAACGCGAUCCUGUUAGUAGUUCUCCUUUUUGGAAUCGCAACCGGUGAAGUUGACAACGACAGCACAUACUCAGAAGAAUCGCUGAAGCGGGGUUUAAGCAACAAAUGCGCAUCCCGGGAGACGUCCUCAUGUAUUGCCAUCGAGCUGGUCGGCUACGUAGACCGCAUGCUGAGGACCGCAUCCGUGCAGCUCAGCGAUGACGUCAUGAUCGUCGACGAGAGCAACGGUGCAGCUGCCGAGAUACCCGUGAAGCCAGAGAGUCUCGCCAGAUCUGGUACAUCACUCGAAGACCAGGCCCAGCAGGUGAUCCAAGAGAAGCUGUGGAAUUUCGCCACCACCAGAUCGUUGAGAUACAGGCUCCUGGAAAACGCUGAUCUGGUCAUCUCUGGCAAGCAGGAAAAAGACGGCAGUCUUGGCGUUGGUGUGUCUCUUAAAGCGCCCAGAGCGGUCGAAAGCGGCCGAGGGCGCCAGAAGAAUGUGGGCCCAAUCCUUGCGGCUGCGGCCAUGAAGUUUGGGCUUCUGGGGGCCCUAACAUUCAAGGGCCUCACUUUGAUGGUGGGGAAGGCCCUGCUGAUUUCCAAGAUCGCUCUCUUACUGGCCACGAUCAUCGGAUUGAAGAAGCUAUUCUCCCACCAGGUGAAAGAUCGCUGA